AUGGAGCUUUCGGUCGUCAGCCCCGUAUCAGUCUAUGGCCCGAUCCUUAGUGCGAACUUCGCUACGAGCAUAAUAGUCAUUAGUCGGUUGAUGAAUGGCGGCAUGCCAGGUCUACCACGUCUAAGCUGGAACAUUGUCGACGUGCGCGACGUCGCCGACCUUCAUCUCCGCGCCAUGACUUCCCCGCACGCAGCUGGACAGCGUUAUAUAGCCAAUUCUGGAGGCCCAGUGACCAUGCUCGACAUUUCAACCGUGUUGAGGAAGCGACUCGGAGACAGAGCUCACAAUGUGCCCUCUCGCGUGCUACCAGAUAUUCUGUUCAGGGUGGUGAGCUGGUUCGACCCUAGUGUCGCUCUUAUCGUUCCUGAGCUCGGCAAGUCGAAGGUGACGACAAGCGAGAAAGCGAUCAAAGGGCUCGGGUGGGAGGCAAGGAGCUCUGAAGAGGCUAUAGUGGCUCCAGCGGAGAGUCUGGAGAGAUUCGGGCUGGUGAAGAAGUAA
Molecule: messenger RNA, 498 nt
Organism: Recurvomyces mirabilis
Lineage: Eukaryota; Fungi; Ascomycota; Dothideomycetes; Mycosphaerellales; Teratosphaeriaceae
Exons: 2
Coding region: 1-498 (165 amino acids)
Source: RefSeq, a predicted model, not a curated record